GGGCACCGCCCCUCCGCAGCCAUGGCGGCGCGGCUGAAGCCGUGCGUGGUGCGGCGGGGCGACGGGCGCGAGCAGCACGGGCUGGCCGCCUCCUCCCUGCGGGAGCUGCGCGAUAAGGCUGGCCGCGCUCUGGCUAUCGGCGAGGACGGGCGGCCCAUCACCUUGGUGCUGGCGGAGGAUGGCACCAUCGUGGACGACGAGGACUACUUCCUGUGCCUGCCCUCCAACACCAAGUUCGUGGCGCUGGCCGAGGGCGAGAGGUGGUCCGGGAGGAGCGCAGACAGCAGAUCGGCCUGGCUCUCAGAGCCUGCGGAUGAAGUGGACAGCGGUGCAGAGAGGUGGAGGCAGCUGGCGCGGCAGCUGAGGGCUGACCUGUCCAACAUCAUCCUCAUGUCUGAAGAAGACCUGCAGGUGCUUAUUGAUGUACCACGUUCGGAUCUGGCAGAGGAACUUGCCCAGAAUCAAACCAAAACCCAGGUAUUGCAGGACACCCUGCAGCAGGUGCUGGACAGACGAGAAGAGGAACGUCAGUCAAAGCAGCUUCUGGAACUCUACUUAGAGGCCUUGAAAAAUGAAGACAGUAUCUUAAGCAAAGUAGCAGAGUCUGAGAGUGUACCAAGAAAGGAGAUGGAUGUGGUUGACACGGGUACCAGCAGUGCAGGUGCUUCAGCCAGAACAGCCCUCAGUGAUCACAUCUUUGCUGUUUUGAAAGAGAAACCUGCCCCAGAGCUCUGCUUGGACAGUCAAACUCUAGAGCUGGUGGUGAAAGAAGACACACAAGCCCUGGCUGCAGCUUUAAGCUGGGACAAGCAAAAAGCCAAAGCUGUACAACAGGCUUGCGAUCAGGAGCUCUCCAAGCGUCUACAGCAAGUGCAGACUUUGCACUCCCUGAGGAGCACAUCAAGGGGCAAGAAAGCACUACCUUGUGGAGAUGGGCUUAGUUCAAAACGCAAAAAAUAAGACUAUAGCUCUGCCUCAAGUGUCAGGGAAAUGCAAGCAGUUGUGGGUUGCAUUUUUUUGUUGUUGUUGUUGUUUUUUUUAAUUAGAACCUACAGAAAUAAGGUAUGUCCUGGGAGCCAUAGUUUGCUGGUCAUACUGUGGUCUGGCUGCAGAAAACUAAAAUUUGGACAUUGUCCUGAGGCAUAAAUACUUGUGAUGAUUCAAAUCAUGUGUAACCAAAGGGAUUUGGACUUUUUGCAGAGUACAAGAACAAUGGUAUUGCUAAACACAGCGUGUAAGAGUUCAGCUUUGAAUAGCUCGUUGGGGUGGGAGCCAGAAAAUUCCAUCUGAUAAUGCUGAUCAAGCUCUGAAGCCUCAGACACUUUGCUCACCUUCCCACCAUUUUCAGCAGAAAGGAUGAAAAUUACCAACAUCCUUAAUGAACAGAAAGCAGGCAUUUUGAUCAUUGCUCACUGAACACAGCAUGUUGGGGUUUUUGGGGGGUUGGGUUUUUUUUUUUUUUUUUUUGAGGGAUUUAUUGUGAUAUUAUCAUUGUGCAGUUUUUCCAGCUGCUUCCUUUAACCUCCAGCCUGGCAUCUAGGCACUUGGAAUUCUCAUGCUAAUCUUACCAGUUAAAGUAAAAUCAAAACCUCUUCUGUGUUUUUGUUGUGGUUAUGGGGUUUUUUUUGUUUGUUUGUUUUUCACGUAAAAAACUCCUGCAGCUUUCAGUGUAGUGCAAGCACUAAUUUGUAGAACAGCUAAAGUGGAAAUUCUUGUUUUGAAUGGCUGUAGGGCAGGAGACUUGCAUUUGGCCUGUCUGUAUUCUAACCAUUGGUAUAUCAUCAUGACACCUCUGUAUUAACCUGCUUAUUUUUAAAUUGAAUGAAUUCUCAUGUCUUUUAAAACUUUUUUUUACUAAAACAUUGGAUUACUUUU
Molecule: messenger RNA, 1875 nt
Organism: Gallus gallus (chicken)
Lineage: Eukaryota; Metazoa; Chordata; Aves; Galliformes; Phasianidae
Gene: DFFA
Product: DNA fragmentation factor subunit alpha
Exons: 6
Coding region: 22-960 (312 amino acids)
Biological process (GO): regulation of apoptotic process; apoptotic process
Source: RefSeq, a predicted model, not a curated record